CACUGUGUAACGCGCCAAACUGUUUCCGUUGCGGGGACGCGGGAUAAAAUUGUUGUGAAUUUAUAUAGAUAAGAGAGUGUAAGUACUUCGCGCGAUUUACGAGUUUGUGAUAGACAUUACUAAAAACAUAAAAACUUUAUAUUGGCUGUAAAAAUAGUAUGCGUAGAUUGAGUAUGAAAACCAAGCGUAGCAAAUACGAAAUUAGUGAUAGCGAUUCUGAAGAAAAUGGCGACGGACAUUUGACCAUAGCUGACAAUAACGACGAAAUGAAGAAAGGAAAGGAGAAUAAGAAUGUAGAAUCACCACGUAGAGGAUCAGCCAAAAAACGUUUAUCUCGUAAUCGUCAUAACCAGAAAGAAACAACUGAGGACUUUAAUCUGAAGUCUGAUGUAAAAGAUACUCAAGAUGCAGAAGAAGAAAAUAAGAAUGUCGGAAAAGCUGGACCUAGUAAGAGACUCAAAAAAGGAGAUCAAAAGCCAUCUCCUUUAACAAAGCAAGACGGAAAUAAUGAAAAGGAGUAUGAGGUUGAGAGAAUUGUAAGUCAACGUACUAUCAAAGGUCGGCGUCAAUUUUUAGUCAGAUGGAAAGGAUAUGAUGAAGAUUCUGAUACAUGGGAACAAGAAAAGGAUUUAAAUUGUUUGGAAUUAAUUGAAGAAUUUUUAGCUGAAAAUGCAGAAAAUGAAGAAGAUAAUAAGUCUAAAAAGUUAGAAAAUUCUCCAAAAUCACCAAAAAAUAAAAUUACAAAGAUUGAUAAAAAAUCUAAAAAACUCAAAACUAAUAUAAAAAAACAAACUGAAAAUGGUAAACAAAUAACAUCAGAUGAAGAAAAAAGUGUUGUAAAAGAUGAUCAAAAGGAAUUUGAAGUAGAAAAAAUUAUAGAAGUACGUUUUAAGAAGAAUAAAACAAAAGAAUUUUUAAUUCGUUGGAAAGGAUUUACAUCAGCAGAUGAUACAUGGGAACCAGAAGAAAAUUUAAAUUGUCCAGAGUUAAUUGCAAAAUUUAUGCAAAAAGUGGAAAAAGCUAAGACUACCGAAGCACGCGAACUUCGAGCAAAUCGCCCUCACACGAAACGAUAUACAUUGUCUACACAUGAACAUGGAAGAAGAUUAUCUCGACGAAAUAUCGAUAAACAAAGAGCCACGUAUCAUGAGUGUGAUGAAUAAGUGAAUGCACAGCAAAAUUAUAAAAAUUAAUACAUAUAUGUAAAUGUAUAUGCAUAUAUGUAAUUUGCUUUUAUCAAAAGAUUUCAAAAUGAAGCAAUUAACUCUUUUA
Messenger RNA from Eufriesea mexicana, 1272 nucleotides. Its product is annotated as chromo domain-containing protein cec-4. The transcript is spliced from 4 exons. The record is from RefSeq and is a predicted model, not a curated record. Lineage: Eukaryota; Metazoa; Arthropoda; Insecta; Hymenoptera; Apidae. The coding region runs from base 159 to 1163 and encodes 334 amino acids.